Hyaloperonospora brassicae is the source of this 1518-nucleotide messenger RNA. The record is from the annotation of a GenBank genome assembly. NCBI's taxonomy places the organism in Eukaryota, Oomycota, Peronosporomycetes, Peronosporales, Peronosporaceae.
AUGGCGAGCGGUCCGUCGUCGCUGUGGCUCGAGCGCUUCUACGCGACGUUUCCGACACUGCGCGAGCAGCAGCUGGAGAUUUGCCGCCUGUACGAAGCGACGCUCGACGCGCAGCAGACGCCGCGCUCGAGUGCGUUCGCACGCGAAGAAGAGCAAAAGCGACACGUCCAUGAGCUGCAACGAGAGCUGCAGGAACAGGACGUGCAGAUGCUCGAAGCGGCUGAGACGAUUGAGAUGCUCAUGAGGGACGUGCAAGUGGCGCGGGAGGUCGCGAGGCGCGCGGAGAAGGCGCAGCGGGAAGCAGAAGCGGAUCAGAUGCUUCGGCACGUGCUCCAAGAGAGUGACGGCGAAGGAAGUGACGCAGUUGCUGGACAGGCAACGGAUCUUGAGACAGAGAGUGCAGUGGACACGGAGCAACGGAGCGCGGGCAGAGAUAAGGAGCUGGAGCACGAAGGAAGAGCGGUCACGGAGGCUCGAGAGAGGCUUUCGACACUGACGUCGUCGCAAGCGGUACAAGAGACUGAGCAGCCGGUUGGGAUUCAUGUGCAGCGCGGGGCCGAGUCAGUGGAGCAACGAACAGCAGGAGAGAUGCAGCAGUACAGAGCGAUGGACGGUGUGCGUCAAGAACUUGUUGCAGUGUUGCAGGCUCAAGUGCAGGCCCUUCGGUUGGACAAGACGAGCUUGGACAGUGCAAUGGUUGUAUGCCAGCGGUCGAUCGACAAGCGCAUUCAAGUGCUGGAGCACGACCGGCAGCAGAUUGAAGCAGAGAACUGCCGCCUUCGUGCGGAGUUAGCUCGUGUGUUGCAAAGCCUGAACUCUUUGGACGUGAAGCUACGUGCACUACAAGCGGAAGACGAUCGAGAGACGGCAACGGUACAGGAAAAGAUAGAAGCACGGCUUGCACGAGCGUGGGCGCAUCAAGACCAGCUUGCUCGUCGCGUGACGAAUGCGGAGCAGAAGAUGGCACUGAUGGCAUCGACGGCCGAAGUGACGGGUAGUAGGCAGCUCGAGGAAGGACAGAGUCAAGUUGUGGACGAGAAGCAGACGCUUCUCGUGCAAUUAGACGAAGAGCGUCGGCAAUCGGAAGGAUUGAGACGUUCGAUGAGCAUACUACAAGAGUCGAUGGAGUCGGCACUGAAGGAGUUACGUGACGUGGAGAUUGAGCUUCGCGCGAUCAACAGUGAUCUCGCUUGUGGUGACGCACAGCACGACACAUUGGCCGGGCUUGCGAAACAGGUGAUUUCGGAUUAUACGAGGUUCAAGCAGAAUGGUGUCUGCGUCGAGGCCUUCGUGGCGUCCAUGCAGGUCGAGCACCUGACGUCUUUGAUGCAUGCGCAUCUCAGUCGCCUUCGUGCACUGCGUAGUCCACAAGAAAUCUACUCUACUUCGACAAGCAUUCGAUACUUGCCGCGCAGUGACAGCGACGAGUCGGCGGACGAUGGAUGGGACACUCUCGACAACCACGAGGCUAUUGCUGGUGUUGACUUGCUUCGCCGUGAAACAGUCCAAGGCGACUGA